AUGGGAAGGCGUCCAUACUUGAACUCACUUGCUUUGGGGCGGUCUCCUUACGAGGCUCCAGAGCUCAUUGUAAACGGGUCGGCUAUACCCCAGCCAAACCGACACCUAUCAAAUUCAAAUGCUGACGGGUAUACCCAAGAGUAUGAUGCUCGCGGUCACCCGAUCAACCGUCGCUCAAAGGCUGAGGCCAGGCAGCUUAGAAAGGCGAAGAAUGAUGUUCUAUCUACUAUGGGCAUUAUCGUUAGUGGUGAAGAGUUAAAUUCGGCCAGUAUGAGAGAACAAGAAAAGAUAGCCUUACUUGCGGAGGAGAACGAUUAUGGAUUAGCUCUCGCAGCUAUUGACCAACUUGGCAUGUUUGGGUCCUCUUGGUGGACGAAAUCUCUAGCUUGCCGGAUUCAGACCUUCAAAAGUUACAACCUUAGCUCCUUAACAGAUACCAUUCUCCGGGAGCGGCAGAGAAUUGCUUUGCUGGUUUUUAUUUUGCCGGGCUUCCGGUUUGGACUAUAUCUUUUCUGCUAUCUGUUUGCCGAUCACAUUUCUGAGUCGCUAGACUCCCUCAUUCGACCUCUCUCUUCUGGAUGCAAAUGGUACAAAAAUUGUCCAUGGCCUAAUGAAUGUAUAUCAUUUGGAGCCAACUCUGCAGUAAUCCUUAUCCUUGGGCAGGGGUACAUGUUUUCCCUUUUACAGUCACUACAUCUUUUGCCUCCAUUCUCAAUACCAUCAGUAUAUUCCUUUAUUCCGUUUACAGCAAAUUCUCUCAUACAAUUACCGCCCCUUCCCUCAGAAUUUUCUGUUAGGACAGUUGGCCUCUAUGGUCUCUCUCUGGCAACUUCACCCUUCAUUCUAUUUAACGUAUAUAUCAACGUACGCCCCGUCGUUGAGGCUAGAGUUUACAGGAUCCUUCGACGUCGCCUGCCCAAACCCGAUCGCCCUGAUAAGCUUUCGUUAAGGGUUGCUGUGGAGAAUGAGCUUAUCGAGUGGACAGUUCCGUCACUGGGGAAGAGAUCAGAAGAAGAGAUUAAACGAAGCAAUCUCACUUUGGCUCAGGAGAUAAAGUAUGAGUUGGUUACAUUAAAAAAUUGGUUAUGUCGCUCUGUGGGCUUUCAUCCAACCGCGAAACCGAAGCCAGCUCCUGAAGAAGCUCCUUGGCUAGAGAGAUAUGAAUCCGUUCAAAGACGUGUUGAACAGCUGCAGCAGGAUCUCGGUCUCGGUACCUCAAACUCGCAAGAUAAUCAUGACACCCCAUUACCCGGAGCCGGUCAAGAGUCCCAUUCCUCCCAAAUAAAUGAUGUCGACCCAGUUGCCCAAAUCCUAGUAGACGAGGAGAACCGAUUCGCGCAAUCGCCAAUACAAUUGCCAGAGGGUUAUUUCUCUGACAUGCGAGCUUCUAUACAACCCAGUGGUAACGAUACCGCCCUCUCAACCCCUAGUCAGCAUGAUAUACCACUUCAUCCUGGGGGUUCCGCAACUCCUCCUUCCCAUGUUCCUGCUUCACGGACAAACACUCUAUUCUCUCCAUCUCCGUCUCCAGAGUCAUCGCCUCCAUCAUCCCCCCGCGUUAGGGCUUCACUUAUCCACCAGAAUUCUGAUGUGAUUACAAUGCACCUAGAACUCUUGCAAAGUCAUACAGAGGCCGAGGUUGAUAACCAGGGUCUCAAUGCAAGCGUGUCUUUACCGAAUGGUGUUGUUCAUAGAACCGAGUCACAGACAAGUGCCAUUGAUCGCGCUGCAUCUGAACUAUUAGAUGCACUGCUAUCCAACCCAAGCCAGCACUCGGUUGUUAACGUCCCUACUUCCAAUCGAGAAAGGGGCCAUUCUACUCCUAAUAUUCCAGUGCAAAACGGCAUAGAUCCUACUGCACAACCUCCCGAGGAAGAGCUGGACGCAGUAUGGCAAACCCCUGGGAUGAAUCACAGCGCGCCAAAUCCCCAGGAUAACAUAAGUAGUAGUUCUAGUGAACAUAUGCCCAAUGGUACCGGUCCUCAAAGACAACCCCUUCUCGAUCGCCCCGGACCACAGGCUGCCGAAGAAUGGGACCAUCAUGUUACCAUUCUCUCAUCACAUCCCGUGGAUGCAUUUUCCUCUCACUUAUCUUCCAUCAUUACCUCUGUUUUGUUUUAUCCUUUUGAAUCCUUAUAUCUUCGAAGUCUUGCUUUUACGUAUUUAUCUACCCAGUCCGCAGCGAUAAUCCUCCCGCUUGGUGCCACAGCAUCCUUGGUUGGACUUCAUUCUAAUGUGCGGCCAUUGAGUGCAUGGUUUGGAGGUGGAAAUGCGCCAGAUAUGCUCUCCUACGUCGGAAAAAUGGUACUGACUGUGGGGUAUGAGACAGCCAUUAGUGCUGGGAUCUGGGGACUGGGAGCUAGUGCUGCUGUUGCACUUGGGAAAAUCAAGUUUCAAUGGGGCCAGCUAUAG
Nannizzia gypsea CBS 118893 is the source of this 2412-nucleotide messenger RNA. RefSeq lists its product as hypothetical. The coding region runs from base 1 to 2412 and encodes 803 amino acids. The record is from RefSeq and is a predicted model, not a curated record. The transcript has 4 exons. NCBI's taxonomy places the organism in Eukaryota, Fungi, Ascomycota, Eurotiomycetes, Onygenales, Arthrodermataceae.